Porites lobata is the source of this 1849-nucleotide messenger RNA. The record is from the annotation of a GenBank genome assembly. Lineage: Eukaryota; Metazoa; Cnidaria; Anthozoa; Scleractinia; Poritidae.
GAUUUACUGACUGUCAUUCUGAACGAUUCUUCACAUCGUGACCGACAUUUUAAUCUGCAUUUAGGUUUAUUGUCCUUCGUUUUAAUUUCACGGAAGAGUUCGGUAAUUGGACGGACACUUACUCCAUUUGUUCAGUCAAGUAUUGUUGUUGGCCCCUCUGCUGAAGUAACCGUUUCUGCGAGACAAGAGUCAAUACGACAAUACAACAACACGAGACAAGAAACUGAAACAAAGCCGUUCUUUAAAGUAACAAGUUAUUGGAGAGAAACAAUUACUACAACGACCAAAAGGAAUGAAUAUUCGUUUACAAAUGCCUCAUCCAAACAACUCUUGCCCGCUUUAUCAGUGACUUUGGUCUCUCGAUCGCUGUUAAAUGACUUUAUCAAAAGCUCAUUAUCUACAAACGUGCAGCCGGAAAGUUUUGCGCCGAGAUAUCCAUCGCUAAAUGAAAAAGACAGUGUCUCAAGUAGCCACGAAAAUGGUUUUGCGAUAUCGUCAACUCUCUACAAUGUGCUUGCAGCGGAAAUCAUUCCGACCACGUCCCAAGUCAAUGGACUUAGCAAAGCUUCGUCGACGAGAGAUAAGUCGCAUUUGUCAACCUCUCAAAAAGAAGAUAAAUCUCGUGACAGCUCUCAAGAAGCUUUUAUUAAAUCAGCUUUCUUUGAUCCACGCGGCGUAUCUAAUGUGUUUAACUCGUGGACAGCUCAAUUUACAAGUUCCAUGUCGCACGGUGACAGUGUAUAUAAUGCUGUAGUAAGCAAAAAUGAAACAGAAAUGUUUACUAAAGGAUCAGUUGCGCUGACAAACGGGCUAAGGACUUCUUCACCCGCAUCGACCAUCCGGAAAACCGCGGAAUUAAAGCUUCUCUCACAGGCGGCAUCGCUUUCAUCGUUUCGCAAAGAAACUUUUCAACACAGCGUGAAAACAUUUGACACCAAAAUAACUUCUGAAGCCAUUAGAGAACAAUUUGCCGGUAUUUCUGGCAUUUCGAAAACAACUGAGAAUGGAAAAUUGACCCUUAUAUAUGAAGGCUUCACUUCUUCGUUUAUUUCAACUGUGCUUGCCACUGGAGUGUCCUCAACCUCUGUAAAAACUUCCUCAACUUCUAGACCACCCAGCAUGAAGCAGCACAAUGUGUCUCUCUAUCUGUCUGUGAUGACUUCACCAGUUGUUCUAAACAAAAUGUCUACUAACUCGAUGACAACUUCCACAGCGCCUUUACCCCACAUGUCUGUCAGCGCGAACAGCAGCAAAGUUUCUUCGAGAUCGAAAAGCGAAUUCCACACGUCGUCAAUAGAAAAGAAAAACAGUGAUGUACUUAGUUUAUCUUCCAGCUCGACACAAACUAGUGAUGGCGGUGAAUCAGAUGUUUCCACUCAUGAAUCUAUAUCUUCUGUAGUUCCAAAAGAAUCACUUCGUUCUUCAGAUCUCUCUGAUUUUGCUGGAAGAAGCUCCUAUCUGACGGAAGGAAUGCAAACCGCACCUUUCUCACGGCCAAAAACAAGUCAACAAACAUAUCUCUUGUCCACAUCUCUUGUAAAAGCCUUCUCAGGUUCGGUAGACAUUCCUCAAAAUGCUGGAAAACAGACACCAGUGAGUUCUAAACAAUCAACUGCGUUGGGCGAAAAUCUGUCUUCUUCCUUCUUAUUACAUACAACGAUCACCAUGCGCUCAAAAUUCCGGUUUGUUUUUGAUGCGUCUAAUUAUAAACAUUUCUCCAAAUUGAUGGUCCCUGGUAGCAGACAUCCUUCUUCUAUUUCCAGUAGUAAUGCUUAUCGUGUUCGUUUCUCUCAGUUCACCAAGACCUCCGCUGUGUCCAAUGGACUUGUCGCUGCAUCCUCCCGUGUAA